AUGAAGCGUAUUAACGCUCCAUCCCACUGGAUGUUGGACAAGCUUACAGGAAAGUAUGCACCGAAGGCCUCUCCAGGACCACAUAAAUCGCGCGAAUGUUUGCCCCUCCUAGUUUUACUCAGAAAUCGUCUGAAAUACGCACUAACCUACGAUGAAGUAAAAUUAAUAGUAAAGCAGAGACUGGUGAAGGUGGAUGGGAAAGUCAGAACUGACAUCACAUACCCAACGGGAUUUAUGGACGUAGUUUCACUUGAUAAGACGAAUGAGAAGUUUAGAAUGCUUUAUGACACUAAGGGGCGCUUUUGCCCACACAAGAUCACAGACGAGGAGGCCACGUACAAGCUUUGUAGAGUAAAGAAAACAUUCCUGGGACCAAAGGAAGUAAACUUGGCUGUAACUCACGACGGAAGGACAUUCAGGUGUGUCCACCCUGAAGUAAAGGCUGGAGACUCACUGAGAGUGGAGGUUUCUACAGGGAAAGUCCUGGAAUUUCUUAAAUUUGAACCCGGAAACUUGGUGAUGAUAACAGGAGGCCACAACGUAGGGAGAGUCGGGACAGUAGUUAGUAAGGAGAAACACCCAGGAAGCUUCGACCUCGUGCACGUCAAGGACUCCCAGGACAGCACCUUCUCAACUAGAAGCACAAACGUGUUUGUGAUUGGCGUUGGAACCAAGAGCUACGUCUCACUUCCAGCUGAAAGGGGUUUGAGGAAAACCAUAAUUGAACAGAGGAACGAGAGACUUGCAAAGUCACUACGCCACUAA
This is a messenger RNA of Theileria annulata, 765 nucleotides long. Its product is annotated as 40s ribosomal protein s4, putative. Bases 1 to 765 code for a protein of 254 amino acids. The record is from RefSeq and is a predicted model, not a curated record. The transcript has a single exon. Gene Ontology annotation, molecular function: RNA binding; structural constituent of ribosome. Lineage: Eukaryota; Apicomplexa; Aconoidasida; Piroplasmida; Theileriidae. Gene Ontology annotation, biological process: translation. Gene Ontology annotation, cellular component: cytosolic small ribosomal subunit; ribosome.